This is a messenger RNA of Amphiprion ocellaris (clown anemonefish), 797 nucleotides long. It is a transcript of the gene trmt112, whose product is annotated as tRNA methyltransferase activator subunit 11-2. Bases 113 to 484 code for a protein of 123 amino acids. The transcript has 4 exons. Gene Ontology annotation, biological process: rRNA (guanine-N7)-methylation; tRNA methylation; peptidyl-glutamine methylation. Gene Ontology annotation, molecular function: protein heterodimerization activity. The record is from RefSeq and is a predicted model, not a curated record. NCBI's taxonomy places the organism in Eukaryota, Metazoa, Chordata, Actinopteri, Pomacentridae.
CACCAGCCGUACUUCCGGUGCACAUGUAAACGCAGCGGCGUGAUUUCCAGUUCGGACUGUGGCUGUUUGCGUACUUUUGAAGCGGUGACAGUUUUCUGUGAUUUUCCUCAACAUGAAGCUGCUCACACACAACAUGUUGACGUCUCACGUGAAGGGAGUGUCUAAAGGAUACCCGCUGCUCAUCAAGGCAACUGAGGUGAAGGUGAACGAGGUUGACUUCAACCCUAAAUUUGUCAGCCGGAUGAUCCCCAAACUGGAGUGGGGCGCUCUGGUCCAGGCUGCAGAAGGGCUGGGUCAUCGACAAGACCUGCCGGGUGAACUGGUGUCGGACUAUGAGCAAAACGAAGACUUCCUGAAGAAAGUGCACCGAAUUCUAUUGGAGGUGGAGGUGAUGGAGGGCUGUCUGCAAUGCCCUGAAUCUGGACGAGAGUUUCCCAUCUCCAAAGGAAUCCCCAACAUGCUGCUGAACGAAGACGAGGUGUAAACUGUGGUUCUCAUUCACAACCUUCCCCCAGACUUUAGCUCAGAUGGGACUGUGUGCGUUCAGAGAAAAGUGAAGGAGGUCGGACUCUGGUUUGAGCUGGUGCCAUGAGAAAACGGGCCACACUGUUUGGUUGAUUGUAGUUAUGACAUUUUAAAUGGGUGACGGCUGCCAGCGGAGGGAAAAGAUUUGACGAAUAGCAGAUGGAAAUGUUCCCCGAGAGCAACCCCCGGUGGUUUAAUCUGUAUUUAUUUUUGUAACUGUUUCGGCUCUUUUCUUUUUCUUUUUCAAUAAAACUGUCCAGAUUUUCAUGACA